AAGAGGACGACGCUGUAGAAGAAGAAACACAGGAAGUUCGCUCGAUGUUUUGAUAGCCAUCGGUGCUGGGGUUUUAAUUUAGCUGUUAAAAAACAUACGUUUGGUCAUGUCAAAAAAGAGAAAGCACCGGAGACGAUUGUCAUCCUCAAGUGAAGAAGAUGGGGAGGUAUUGCCAGGGCAAGAUGUUAUCAGCAGUCACAAAAGUGUCCGGAAGAAGUGUGUUGGAAACAGCCAAGAGAGUUCAGAUAAAAGAGAAAAGGCAGCUUCUUCUGAUUCCCAAAGUCCUCGCCAGGUCAAAAAGCAAAAAACAAAAAAAAAAGUAACUAAGCAGAGUGCUGCUGAUGAAGGAAUAUGCUACACAGAAUCAAGAGGUGACUGUGCACCUGUCUACUCCAGUAAAGCUGAAAAAUGGCUUUCAAAAAAUGAAAAAACGAUCAAAGGACAUAAGACCACGGAACAAACUCCUCCAAAAGUCAUGUACACUAAACAUGCAUGUUCUGGCCCCCCAUCAAUGAAAACUUCUAAAGCCAGAUCAAAAAAAGACUCCUCUAGGCACAACCCAUCCACAUCACAAAAGCAGAAAGGCACUUGUAGUUUUGAUCCUGCUGAGCAGGAAGAACAGAGGCAGCAAGCAAAGAAGACGAAAUGCAAUGCUGUGGAGCCGUUAUGGACUGGAAAUUACACCAGUGCUAUCAAGACAAAAGGCUCUUCCUCUACUUCUUCAGAGGAUGCUGCACAGCAGAAUAGAGAGGACUUGAUUAAAAAGAAUUGUGGAAGGCAUCACACAAAGUUUCCAGAGGACAAGAAAAGUUCCCGCACAGAUAGAAAACAUGCCUCCUACUUUUCAACAAAGAUACCGCCUGUUGUUGAAAAGCACACUGCCUCAGAGCGAUUGAAGAAGCACACUUCAGUCUCAGGCAUUGUUGAAUCAGAUCAACAAAAGAAAUCUGAUUCAUUGUCUACCCAGAAACAAAUCUGUUCUCUCAUGCCUGCACCUCUCCAUUUUAAGAUACCAAAAAAGAUCCCUCAGAAGUCAGUAGAAACAAUAGAUGAGAACGAUUGUGGUGUUUCUACAAACACAAAUCUCAAACAUGACACUAAACUUACAGACUCUGAGGUUGUAGUAAUUGACUCUAAUGAAGAAACUGUGGAACAAGUGCAAAGCUGUGUGGAUGCUACCCCUCAUUGUUCAUUUGAAAGACAUGAUAGAAGACCAGCCUCAUUCUCCGGUGUCCAAUCUGCAGUCGAUACCAACACGGACAUGUGUGAUGACCAGAUGCAUGUAGUUGAACAGCUUUAUCUAGCUCGCUCAGAGAGGAGACUCGAAGUGAACGUCUUGGAGAGCUAUGGGGAACUCACUUGCAUGGAUAUAGAUCCUCCCGAAGAAGGGUCUACAAACACACAAUACAAACAACCUCAGCAAGACCUAAUCCUUGUCUUGGACACCAACAUUCUCCUCAGUCAUCUGGAUUAUGUGAAAAAGAUCAGUUCUAAGGGCCUAAAAGCCCUAGGAUUUCCUUGCAUCCUGAUACCCUGGGUGGUACUUCAAGAGCUGGACUCUCUCAAAAAGGGAAGAGGUCUGUCAGGUUCUGUGGCUCAUCUGGCAAUUCCAGCCAUCUCCUUCAUUUUCGACUCCCUGAGGAGCCGGAAACCUCACAUCUGGGGGCAGUCUAUGCAGCAGGCUGCUGAAAGGAAUGGUCUGAAUGCUGAAAAUAAUGAUGACAGAGUGUUGCAGUGCUGUCUGCAAUACCGGAGUCUGUACCCAGAGAGUGCUCUCAUCCUCUGCACUAAUGAUAAGAAUCUGUGCAGUAAAGCCCUUCUGAGUGGAGUGAAGGCUCUCACCAAGAAUGAUUUGAAGACCGAGGCGGAGAGAUCCCACCAUGGUGUUCAUAAACAGCAUCGUGUUCAAGGUCUCAUGCCACCUUAUGUUAAAUCUGAAGUCUCAUCAUCUUUGCUGAAAGGGAGCUGCUCAAAAGUCCAUCCAAAUGUUCAGGAGAGUGGAGGCUUUUCUGCUGGAUUUUUAAAAAAAGACAACACACCACUCUGUAAAGCUGAUAAGGACGGGACAGCAUGGGACCUCAGUCGAUGCAUUUCUGAACUGGAAGACUGUCUGCGUGAAGUCCUGUCUGAUGUCUUAGAGGCUGAGAUGAAGUCCAUUUAUGACAACCUCUGGACAGAGAUAGUUUGUCGAAAACCACCCUGGACUCUUCUGGAUGUCCUGAAGUGUUUCAGAAAGCACUGGAUUGCUGUCUUUCGGUACCUUCUCCCAGAGUCGUCUCUGCAAACUGUUGUGAACCUCAUCAACUUCUUCAGCUCAGGUAACGAUGAGGACCACAUCACGACAGUAAAAGUCCUUGAAGAAGCGCGGGACCUUGUGGAACUGUUAAAGGACCGGUCGAACCAGGUUCCACAAGUGUUGUCUGUAAUGGACAAGAUUUCCACAAAGCUACACCGUCAGGAAACUGAUCAGUCGGUGGAAGGAGAAUCAUCUAAUUUUGAUGUUGUUAUGACUGAUGAUGAUGGUGGUGUUGGUCGUGACGACAACGAAGAGAAAGAAGUGAAACAGUCUUCGAGUCCUCAGGUCUCCCACCAGGAGGUGUGGGCAAUGUUUGACAGUAUCUGGACCAUCGUGGUUCAGACAAGCAUGGAGGUGUUCAAAGCUUUGGGCUUUGACACUCGCACCAUGCAGAGCGUUCAGCCAGCAGGAGGCUGCAUGCCGCCGCAGGACGCUCUGGUCUGUUUGCACAAACUAUCCACCAUGGUCUCACAGCUGCUCCAAGGCUUCAGCAGUGUGCUGUCCUUGAACCCCGAUAUGGAAGAAGUUCAGAUCCUGCUCAGUAUCAUCCAUUCCUACAAGAUUGCUGGGGGGAAUUCCAGCGUGACAACCAAACAUCUUCUUGAUUGUUUCUUACAACCAGAGUACAGGGAGAAGCUCCAGCUCGGAGGGAGGCAGCUGAUGGAUCUACAGGACGCCCUGAACUGCUGCAUCCAGGCCAACGCGCUCACCUUCACCACGUAGCACUAACUGCAGCAUCAGCUCUGCUCGUCUUCACAGAUGCUUUGAAAUAAGCGAUCCUACAACUGAAAUAAAAGCAUACAGUUAACCCUUAUGUUCCAUAAAUUAUAUUUGUUUAGUUGUAGGCUACAUUGAGACGACUUAAGCUGCGUUUCUUUCUCCAGGUUCUAAAAGGGGAGCAUGUGUGCGCGUGCCUGUGUUUAUUGAGAAAAUGUUGAAGUUCCUCAGAUUCAUCCAUAUCUGUGGCAUUUUCUUUGUUGGACAUGUUUUUGCUACGUUUGGAACAUUGACUGUUUACACAAUUUCUACCAUAGACUUCACGAUGACAGCUGAUUUAAGUUUAGUAAAACUUACCUCGGUGACGACUCUUUUCAGAAAUUUGGCAUUAUUUUGUAAUAAUUUAUGAUAAAAUGGGAUUAGGUGAAAAAAACAAACCAAAAAAAAAGAUUGUGAUGGAAGUUAUAUAAAUGGCAUAUUUAACAGUUCCAACACAGCUUUUUUUAUAUUUCAGUUUGACAUUGGUACGUUACCUUUUAUGCCCCUCAAACCUCUCACUUCAUAUUCAGGAGGGUCAGUUGGUGAUGCGAUUUGUGAUCAAUUUUGUGUCUCCAUUUUAAGUUAUACUGUAUUUUUCAACAGUUAAAAAAAAUAGUAGUUCAUUAUAUAUGAACAAAUACGGCACCUAAGUUCUAAUAGUGAUGAUAUAUUUGAUAUAUAUUUGGGUUAAAACAUGGGGGGGAAAAGGAUGAAUAUUGAUUUUUCAUUAUUUAAUUGCAGUUUGAAGUUGAAAUGUCAAAGUUUGACAACUUUCUUAUGUGACUGACAUGUGGGUUGAAGGAUGUUCAUAAAGUCUGUUGACCUGCUUGCACAUAUCAUCUACCAUUCAGAAACUAUGGAACAGUUGAUGUUUUAUAGUAUGUCGUAUUCAACAAGAAUCACUUAAACAGUUAUUUGUUUGUUUUGAGAAUAAAAACAGAUGAGCAGGGAUACUUCAUUUUUAUACCUGAGGUGGUAUUCAUUGUUAGAAAUUUAUGUUCAUAAAUGUUAUAUUAUCAUUUGUUUGAAUCACAUUGAACAGCUGGAGGUGGUUUUCAAUAUUUGAACAUGUAUAUUAUCUUAAGAAACAGAGUUUCUGAUAUUUUCCUAAUAAUAUUUUGGACCAGAUGAAUGUGUAGCACUUCAUUAAUGCCUCAAAUCACAGGUUGGUGACUGGCAGUUUUGUUUUGUUUGUUUUGCUUGUCUGUGUUUUUUUAGUUACCAUUGUUUGAGAUUCAUUGAUGGUUUGGCCUCAGUUCAGUUCUGAGCAGCAGCAGGGUGUUGGUGACAUUGGUAUGUAUUUACUUGUGGGUGAAGGCCAUGUAAACAAACAAUGAUGUUCACGUGUCUGUGAACAUAAAGCCCAGCUCUGUCAAAAGGGGAUGAACACAUUUCAGUUUGAUGCCCUUUUACUAUUGUGUUUUCUUAAUUGCACAUUGGACAAGCAUUGUUUUUCAGGUAAUUUAUUAGCAAAAAUGUGCAAUAGAAUUAAAAAUUACUUGAUUAAAAAGCUCCUUAUUUAACACAUCACACCCAUUUUGUUUCUUAUCCUGCAAAAAUAAAGUGUGAGAUCAACCAGC
Messenger RNA from Salarias fasciatus (jewelled blenny), 4632 nucleotides. RefSeq names its product SWT1 RNA endoribonuclease homolog (gene swt1). The coding region runs from base 107 to 3019 and encodes 970 amino acids. Gene Ontology annotation, cellular component: nucleus. The record is from RefSeq and is a predicted model, not a curated record. NCBI's taxonomy places the organism in Eukaryota, Metazoa, Chordata, Actinopteri, Blenniiformes, Blenniidae. The transcript is spliced from 17 exons.